AUGAGAACUACAUUUUCCCGCAGCAAAACCAAAAAUCCAGUUGCGCGUUCGCUACGCUUCGAGCUCUCUCAAGUCUCUCACGGUGCCAAUAUCCGUUCCGAUUGCGAAAUCCUGAUAUUAUCUAGCUGCAAAUGCUCUGAUAAAUCGCCAGCAGCCAAGAUUAUUCCCGUUUUGGAAGCAAAAGAUCUUCAUCGGUCAGCAAUGGACGACGUCGAUAGGUUAUUUGAGUGCUUCAAGUGCGGCAUCUCUCCUCCUCAAUCAGCCAUGAGAGAAAGGAAGAGAUUCAAAGGGGGAUCAAAGCAGGAGAGUCCCUUGAAUGGGAUUACUUCUUGUUCAACUCCCGGAUCAGCCGAACAAAGGCAUAGAGAUGCGAGAGAUCUACAACAUUCUACAGAGAGAAUUGGCUCGAUGUCAAUAAAGGCAAAGAAGUCUGCGCAAGGGAUACAAUUCUCCCCAGUUGUGUUUUAUGGGUCUCCAAAUGGCGUGCCUCCUAAAAGACCCUCUAGUUUGCUGCGGUUGUUACAAGAGAUACAUGUUGAUCUUUCUGAGCAACAGAAAUUGGAGCAAAGGGAUGAGAUAUGGGCAACAUUUCCGAGACAGGAUGAAGCUAUCAAGUUUGCUAAUUGCCAUCCACAGGUUCACAUUUUCUGUUACCAAGACCAUUUCAAUGGACAAAGAAGGUUCCUGGUUUGCUCCUACAAGGUGUUCUGGAAAAGGUAUGCUAGUAUGGAUCCAGUGUUACGUCACCAUUAUGAAGUUAUUCAAGAGGGAGUGCCUUGUCAUUUGUACUUUGAUUUGGAGUACAGUAAGAAAGAGAAUCCUGAGAAAAAGGGGGAUGAGAUGGUAGAGCUUUUGAUAUCAGUUGUUUUAAAGGUGUUAAAUGACAAGUACUCUAUCCAAGGAAAUCAGGAAUGGGUCAUAGAGCUUGAUUCCUCGACUGAAGAAAAGUUUUCCCGCCAUCUUGUCAUACGCAUUCCGAAGUUGGCUUUUAAGGACAACUCUCAUGUUGGCGCUUUUGUUACAGAGGUAUGCUCUUGGAUUUCAACUGCGAAGGAGUAUGAUCAGAUAUAUGAAAAACUAUACAUCAAAAAAGAUUCAAGCCCCUCGGUAUCCACAACCCCUAUAUUUGUGGACACUGCUGUCUACUCUAGAAACCGUUGCUUUCGGUUGGCUUUAUCAUCAAAAGCAGGGAAGUCUGCUUUCCUUCUCCCUACGAAGCGUUUUAAAUGUACGGGCAUGAGUGAAGAAAAUACGUUCAUGGCCUCCCUAAUCUGCAACAUGGACUCUGAUUGCGAGAAGCUCUUGGUUUGCAAGGCGGAGCUGGAUUGUGCAAAGACGCUCAGAUUUGAUACAGAGAUCAAUGGCAAUUUCAGAAAUCAGUAUCGUUUAUCACAAGAAUUUGAUUUGAAUGUCUCCACUAGCAAUGCAUCAGUAGCCUAUUUGAUGGGAAAGUCCCCAUUCUCAGCAUUGGACAAAUUCAUAGAAUCUGUGGCCUCCAUUGGAACAGUAUCAGGCCAAGUACGAAGCUGGUACUGGUUCUCAGAGCAUGGGCUCAUGGUCUAUAGUAUGUCCAGAAAUAGAUUCUGUGAGCGAAUAGGCAGAGAGCAUAAGAGCAAUCACAUCAUUUAUGUUGUUGACCUGUACACGGCUGCAUAUUAUCAGAAAUGUCAUGAUCCUGAUUGCAGAGGUUACCGGUCUCCCCUAAGACCAGUCCCAGAAGAUGCCAUUCCCGAUCUUUCAGUUUUCUUUGAUUCACGGCAUAUUAGCAACCCUGCCAAUUCGACUGAAGAUUCGCUUCCCUGUAAUGAAAGUACCAUCGAGAGCUCUCCUCUAGAUUCUUGGUGGCUGGAAGCAGUAAGAGUUGCCAAUGAUAUCGAAACGCAACACCAGAUCUUCGAACUUGGAAAGAAGGAAAGCAGUAACGAGGAUGACAAUGCAGAUCGGUGGACAGCCUUAGAAAGUACCGCAGGCUAGUUCAAAUUAAAGCAUGCUCUGGGAAGAAAUGGGUUGGUUCUUCCGCUGCAACCAAAGCCGAGAGUAUCCAUGUUCCACUCGACAACAACUUGAGUGACAGCUUCUUAUUUAUUGGCUGAACAAAGUGAGCCGAUAUUUAGGAUACCGAAUGAAUUGCGGCAGCGUUAUUAUUAUUGCAGGUUUGCCUUGUCAGGAAAUGCCAUCAAUGAAAUUAUUGAGUUUCGGGGGAUAUACCAGUUCCCCCCUUAUUCCUGCUGUGGCUGUGGCUGUGGCCUCAGCGUGACUUCAACUUGCUCACUCACUGGUAGGAUUGACAAUAAAUUCUGUAAAAAGGAGAACUCAUUGCACGUCGUCUUUUUCAUUGAAGCAAUAAGAUGCAGAUGUGCCACGUGGCUAUCAUUUCACACAGGCCGAAGAGAUGUUAUUCUUUGACAGCAUGACAGUUCACUUCGGGAUACGUUGGUUGGGACAAUAUAAUCUUCCGUAGUCCUUUGCAUGAUCGAUUUAGCGUCCUUGUCAGCCUAUUUGCCUUUUUUUUCGAGGUUUCUGUUGUAAAUAAAAAGAUGCGCAGAAGCUCUAUUUCUCGGUAA
Messenger RNA from Punica granatum (pomegranate), 2564 nucleotides. NCBI's taxonomy places the organism in Eukaryota, Viridiplantae, Streptophyta, Magnoliopsida, Myrtales, Lythraceae. The record is from RefSeq and is a predicted model, not a curated record.